Laetiporus sulphureus 93-53 is the source of this 2630-nucleotide messenger RNA. RefSeq names its product FAD/NAD(P)-binding domain-containing protein. Bases 71 to 2140 code for a protein of 689 amino acids. The transcript has 2 exons. The record is from RefSeq and is a predicted model, not a curated record. Gene Ontology annotation, molecular function: N,N-dimethylaniline monooxygenase activity; NADP binding; flavin adenine dinucleotide binding. Lineage: Eukaryota; Fungi; Basidiomycota; Agaricomycetes; Polyporales; Laetiporaceae.
GCCCGCCUAUAUAUUCUUCGCUGUCACGAAUGGUCCUGCUAACUUUCGACCCCAACGUCCGUCUCGCACCAUGGAAUCCGACUCCCAGAAACGAGUAGCCAUCAUAGGCGGUGGCCAAGCCGGUCUCGUAGCAUACAGGCAUAUGAGCAAGUACCAGAACCUGAAAGCAGUCAUCUUCGAGGCUUCGCCCUCUCUCGGUGGAAUAUGGUCCCCUGACCAUCCUUAUCAUCGUCCACUCAUGACGACCAACAUAUGUCGCCAUACCUGUACCUUUUCUGAUGUCCCUUGGCCAGCGGACGCAGGACGCGAGAGGAAGGACCUCUUCCGGUACUCCGGGGACAUGGGUCACUUCCUUCACGUGUAUGCGCAGACUUAUGUCAACAAAGCGGACGUUAAAUUGAACACCAAAGUCGCCACAGUGGACUAUCAGAAUGACAAGUGGACGGUGAAGAGCGUUUCCACUCACCAGGAUGGCAGCUCCGUUGAACAUGUCGAAGAUUUCCAUUAUCUGAUCAUCGCUACGGGCUUCUUCUCGAGUCCGUUCAUUCCCACUUUGCCAGGCAUAGACAAUUCCCCCGUUCUUGUUGAACACUCAGCUGUGUUCAAAGAUCCCGAUGCGUACUUGGACAAGACCGUUGCCGUGGUGGGUGGGUCACUGUCUGCCGUUGAGAUCGCUGGUGCGCUUUCUCCCUAUGCCCGCAAAAUCCAUCAUAUUGCUCCGAGGCCAUUCUAUGUCUCCCCCCUCUACACGCCAACCAACUCCUCGGCGAUGCCAUCGUUCCUUCCUUGGGAUUUCUUGUCGUACGACAGAGCCAAUCUCAAUGGCCGUCGCACAGAAAUGAUCAAUCCGACCGCCGACGUCAACCACGACAAGCAUAACUACCUUCAGUCAUUGUUUCCGAACAAUCUUCUCCCUUCGUUUAAGGUCGACACCAGCACGCCCCCGCAAGUCGGCAUAUCCGAGCUUUACAGAGGUGGGAUUCAGACGGGGAUCGUGCAGAUCUAUCUCGCGAGACUGGCCGCGAUUGAUACGACGACCGGCGAUUUGGUCCUUUCUACGGAAGAACGUAUAGAUUGUCCAGAUGUUGUCAUCAUGUGCACUGGCUACAACAUCGUGCUACCGUACCUCUCUCAGAGCGCCCGAGAUGCGAUCAGUUUCCAGCCGAAUAAUCGUAGUGUUCCCUUCCUCUCUCAUCGCCUCGUACUGCAUCCUGACUUGCCAAACGCCGGAUUCGUGGGCAUGUAUCGAGGAACGUACUACGGGGUGAUCGAGCUUCAGGCGCGUUACUUGGCCGCGGUAUUAUCUGGAAUCCAGAGCUGGCCUUCGAAAGACGAGAUGAAGAAGGGUGUGGCUUUGGAGGAGAGUGUACGAGAGGCUUCCAGCAAGUCGGGCAUCCAGUUCCCUCAUGGCGACUAUGCUGGCUUGUUCGAGAGCUACGCCGAUCUGCUUGGCAUCCCGAUGUCUGAUGCGACUUACAUGGUGGCUGCGAACUAUCCGCUCGAAGUCACGCGCGGCGUGGAGGAGAUCCGCCUCGAUACUGAAAGCGCCUUCACGCUCAUGAAAUCCAGGACUUGGGUUCGAGGCGCUGUAUUCCGUUCGUGGGCGGGCCGGUGGAAGGUCAAUCGCAAGGUCCGCGGUGCGUCAGAGCCUAGGAUGAACGGCCAGUUUGUGGGCUUUGGCACGUUCCUUAUGCGCCCUGUGACUGCUUCACCGAGUGGACCAGGGGUCAUGACUGAGGCGGUCAUACGCGAAUACCUCUAUCACGAACAAGGAGUCUUCAUAUCGGCGACUGGAGGUUCGGCUGAAGAGCAGCGCAAGGCAGUCUAUCGCUAUGAUCCUGCUAGCGAUACCAUCGCUGUGUGGAGCGUUGUUCGCGACGAUUAUGAACAACGUUCGAAUGAAGGUCAAACGGAUAGCUGGCAACACAACGUCGAGGCUGUCUCGCGCGACCCUCUCGACGAGUCCUGGUCCGCGGAGCAACAUGGUUCGGACGGUUGGUACGCAAUAGGAAGAGGAUCUGAGGCGGCGGUCCUGGCGGGCUACAAGUUCGUCUUUAGUGGCGCAGAGGUGACGCAGUUCAAAGUCAGAGACAUAUUCAGCGGGGGCCUCGUUAGCGAGGCUACGUUUACAAGGCCCUGAACGUUGAACAAUUGGGCUCGUUCUAGUGACGUGACAAUGUAAGACAAUCAUAGUUGUUCAGCUUUUGUGAUGAUAAGUGGGUACACUCAGGUGUACUCACCUUGGUUACAAUUAUUUUGGAUAUCCUCCGUGCUCGUAGUUCUUGGAUUCUGGACUGCUAUCAUUGCCGCUUCAUUCUCUAAAGAACUGCGGCGGAAUCGCGAUUGGCUCCUCUUGAAAGCUGAAGCGCGUCGCCAUCAUAGGCAUCUUCUCAAGCUCUGACUACGUUGAGUAGACUCUUCAUUGUACGCUAGGCGACGGCCAAGCUAGCCUGUGCGGUAUCAGGGUAUCGGGCUGUGGCGCAUCGCGGUCAUGCGCAUACCAAACAACGCGUCAACAACGCGUCCACGAGUGGCUGCAAGCCGCAGCCUGUAAUCACACUUACUGUGUUGUCUUCGAACUCUCAUCCCAUCGAAGUCUUCCAAUGAUGCACGCAAAUAUAUCUAUCAAG